This is a messenger RNA of Lactuca sativa (garden lettuce), 6103 nucleotides long. Its product is annotated as callose synthase 5. Gene Ontology annotation, biological process: (1->3)-beta-D-glucan biosynthetic process. The record is from RefSeq and is a predicted model, not a curated record. Gene Ontology annotation, cellular component: 1,3-beta-D-glucan synthase complex; plasma membrane. Gene Ontology annotation, molecular function: 1,3-beta-D-glucan synthase activity. NCBI's taxonomy places the organism in Eukaryota, Viridiplantae, Streptophyta, Magnoliopsida, Asterales, Asteraceae.
AUAAAGGAGAAAGAUGGAAGAAGGCAGCGUGGGAAAGAAAUCAGGAAAGGCGAUGGCAUCAUCGUCUUCCCAAAGUGCUGAAUUUUCUGGACCACAAGGGUUGACGAGGAGACCUUCACGAAACGCUGCCACAACCACCUUCUCCAUGGAGGUUUUUGAUAACGAGGUGGUCCCCUCGUCCCUCCAACAAAUUGCCCCCAUUCUUCGUGUUGCAACUGAGAUUCAACAAGACCGACCUCGUGUUGCUUAUCUUUGUCGGUUCUAUGCAUUUGAGAAAGCUCAUAGAUUGGAUCAAAGCUCCAAUGGACGUGGUGUUCGCCAGUUCAAAACCGCUCUCCUCCAACGUUUAGAAAGGGACGAUGCCUCAAGUGUUGCCGCUCGUGUUAAAAAGACGGAUGGGCGGGAAAUUGAGAGCUUCUACAAACAAUAUUAUGAAAAAUAUGUCAAGGCACUCGAUCAAGGAGAAAAAGCAGAUAGAGCCCAACUUGGAAAAGCUUACCAGGUGGCUGGAGUGCUUUUUGAAGUCCUCUGCGCCGUUAACAAGUCUGAAAAGGCCGAAGAAGUUCCUGCUGAUAUCAUUGCAUCAGCUAGAGAGGUUGAGGCAAAGCAGGUUAUAUAUGCACCCUACAACAUUCUGCCUCUUGAUUCUGCCGGUGAAUCACAAUGCAUCAUGCAGUUUGAGGAGAUUAAGGCAUCAGUGUCUGCUCUGAGGAACACAUGUCGCUUAAAUUGGCCUGCCUCUGUUGAUCAGCACUGGCAGAUAUCAGGAGAAUUGGAUCUUCUUGAUUGGCUAAGGGCAAUGUUUGGGUUUCAGAAAGACAAUGUCAGGAACCAAAGGGAACAUCUGAUCUUGCAACUUGCCCAUCCUCAAGCAAGGCUGACGCCUAAGCCUGAGCCGAUUAACAAGCUUGAUAAUCGAGCAGUCGAUGUGGUUAUGAACAAGCUUUUCAAAAAUUAUAAAACCUGGUGCAAAUUUUUGGGAAGACCGCACAGCUUAAGGCUCCCUAAAGAACAAGAAGAAGUGCAACAGAGGAAGCUACUCUACAUGGGCCUCUAUCUUCUUAUCUGGGGCGAGGCUGCCAACGUACGCUUUAUGCCGGAGUGUCUGUGCUAUAUCUUUCACAAUAUGGCAUAUGAACUCCAUGGUUUGUUGGCUGGAAACGUCAGCAUUGUGACUGGAGAAAAUAUCAAGCCUUCUUAUGGUGGGGAUGAUGAAGCCUUCCUUCGCAAAGUUAUAACUCCAAUUUAUCGGGUCAUUGAAAAGGAAACCAAGAGAAGCAAAAAUGGAAAGGCCCCUCACUCUGCUUGGUGCAACUAUGACGAUCUUAAUGAAUAUUUCUGGUCACCAGAUUGUUUUGCUUUGGGUUGGCCUAUGCGUGAUGAUGGCGAUUUUUUUAGAUCAACACGUGACACGACACAGGGAAAGCUAGCACCUCAUAAGGCUGGAAGCCUUGGAAAAUCAUAUUUUGUUGAGACACGAUCAUUUUGGCAUACAUUUCGAAGUUUUGACCGUUUGUGGACAUUCUUCAUACUAGCUCUUCAGAUUAUGAUUAUCCUUGCAUGGAAUGAUGUUCCGGUAUCGGAUAUCUUUGACAAGGAUGUGUUAUAUAGAUUAUCCAGUAUCUUCAUUACAGCAGCUUUUCUUCGAUUCUUCCAAAGUAUAUUGGACAUUGUUUUGAACUUCCCUGGAUAUCAUAGAUGGAAGUGUACAGAUAUAUUGAGGAACGUUCUGAAGAUUAUUGAUAGCCUUGCAUGGUCCAUUGUUCUUCCACUAUGUUACAUACACCAAAACGACAAUAACUCAAUGCCAUUUGGAAGAAUAAAAGAUAUUCUUUCUUCCCUUGACCGAUUUGAGGGCAUUCCUUCUUUAUAUCUCAUGGCUGUGACGUUGUAUUUGAUUCCAAAUUUACUCUCAGCAGCACUCUUCAUUUUCCCUAUGCUUCGACGAUGGAUUGAAAACUCUGAUUGGCUUAUUGUAAGAUUUCUUCUAUGGUGGUCGCAGCCCAGAAUCUAUGUCGGGAGAGGAAUGCAUGAAAGUCAAUUUGCCCUUUUGAAGUAUACCCUCUUUUGGGUAGCUCUCUUAUCUGCAAAGUUUUCUUUCAGCUAUUUUGUUCAGAUAAAACCUUUAAUCGAGCCUACAAAAGAGAUUAUGAAAAUCAGACGUGUACAGUAUGCUUGGCAUGAAUUCUUCCCAAAUGCUGAAAAAAACUAUGGAGGGGUUGCUGCACUCUGGUUACCUGUUAUUUUGGUUUACUUUAUGGACACUCAAAUUUGGUAUGCUAUAUUUUCAACUUUGUGCGGUGGUAUUAUCGGGGCGUUUGAUCGUUUGGGAGAGAUACGAACACUGGGCAUGCUAAGGUCACGCUUCCAGUCUAUACCCGGUGCAUUCAAUGCGUAUUUGUUGCCAUCUGACAGGGCUAAGAAAAAGGGGUUUUCUCUGUCUAAGCGAUUCGCAGAGGUUACACCAAAUAGGAGAACUGAAGCAGCAAAAUUUGCUCAAUUGUGGAAUGAAGUUGUAUGUAGUUUCCGUGAAGAAGAUUUCAUAAGUGACAGGGAGAUGGACCUGAUGUUAGUUCCAUAUUCUUCAGAUCCCAGCCUUAACCUAAUUCAGUGGCCACCAUAUUUGCUUGCCAGCAAGGUUCCAAUUGCACUUGACAUGGCAGUUCAGUUUCGAUCCAAGGAUGCUGAUCUUUGGAAGCGUAUAUGUGCUGAUGAAUAUAUGAAGUGUGCUGUCAUUGAGUGCUACGAGUCCUUCAAACUUGUGCUGAAUGCUUUAGUUGUUGGACAUACCGAAAAAAGGAUAAUUGGUAUCAUUAUAAAAGAAGUUGAAAGUAACAUUUCAAAGAACACCUUUCUAACGAAUUUUAGAAUGGGAUCUCUACCUACUCUUCGUAACCAAUUUGUGAAACUGGUUGAAAGUCUGAAAGAGGCUGAUGAAUCUAAGCACAACACUGUGGUUUUAUUGCUUCAGGACAUGUUAGAAGUAGUUACGCGGGACAUGAUGGUCAAUGAAAUUCGUGAACUAGUGGAAUUAGGGCAUGGUAGCAAGGAUUCUGGAACACAGCUGUUUGAAAAAGCUAUGGACUCAAGACCUGCAAUUGCAUUUCCUCCUCCUGUUACUGCCCAAUGGGAAGAACAGAUAAAGCGGCUUUAUCUUCUUCUGACAGUAAAUGAAUCUGCCAUGGAUGUGCCUAAAAACCUUGAAGCAAGGCGGAGGAUCACAUUUUUCACAAAUUCAUUGUUCAUGGAUAUGCCACGUGCACCUCGAGUCCGUAAAAUGUUAUCAUUCAGUGUCAUGACCCCGUAUUAUAGUGAGGAGACUGUUUAUUCAAAGAGCGACCUUGACAUGGAAAAUGAAGAUGGUAUAUCAAUCAAAUACUACCUGCGAAAGAUCUUUCCAGAUGAAUGGGAGAACUUCAUGGAACGCAUCAAUUGCAAAGAAGAUGCGGAGAUUUUUGAAAGUGAUGAAAGCAUAUUACAACUCCGUCAUUGGGUUUCUUUAAGAGGACAAACUCUCUGCAGAACAGUUAGAGGGAUGAUGUACUACCGGAGGGCAUUGAAGCUUCAGGCUUUUCUUGACAUGGCUACUGAAAAAGAAAUAUUGGAAGGCUAUAAAGCCAUCACCAUUCCGUCAGAGGAGGACAAGAAAAGCCAGAAGUCCUUGUAUGCUCAACUAGAGGCCUUGGCUGAUUUGAAAUUUACUUAUGUAGCCACAUGCCAAAAUUAUGGAAACCAGAAGCGUAGUGGUGAUCGUCGUGCAACAGACAUUUUGAAUUUGAUGGUUAACAAUCCGUCUCUUCGUGUAGCAUACAUCGAUGAAGUGGAAGAAAGAGAAGGAGGAAAAUCUCAUAAGGUCUACUAUUCUGUGUUGAUUAAAGCUGCAGAUAAUCUUGAUCAGGAAAUUUACAGGGUAAAGUUACCCGGAUCAGCAAAAAUAGGAGAAGGGAAGCCUGAGAAUCAAAACCACGCCAUAAUAUUUACAAGAGGGGAAGCCCUUCAGACUAUUGACAUGAACCAGGACAACUACUUGGAAGAAGCUUUCAAAAUGCGUAACCUGCUUGAAGAAUUUCAUGAGGAUCAUGGAGUGAGACCCCCAACAAUUCUGGGGGUUCGUGAACACAUCUUUACCGGAAGUGUUUCUUCUUUGGCCUGGUUCAUGUCAAAUCAGGAAACGAGCUUUGUCACUAUUGGUCAACGUGUCCUUGCAAGGCCUUUAAAGGUACGGUUCCACUAUGGGCAUCCUGAUGUCUUUGACAGAAUUUUCCACAUUACACGAGGUGGCAUCAGCAAAGCUUCAAAAGGCAUUAACCUAAGCGAGGACAUCUUUGCAGGGUUCAACUCAACGCUGAGACGUGGUAAUGUAACUCAUCAUGAGUACAUACAAGUUGGGAAGGGACGAGAUGUUGGCCUCAACCAAAUCUCACUCUUUGAAGCUAAAGUAGCAUGCGGUAAUGGGGAGCAAACUCUAAGUCGUGAUAUCUACAGAUUAGGCCACCGCUUUGAUUUCUUUCGGAUGUUAUCAUUUUACUACACGACUACGGGCUUCUAUUUCAGCUCUAUGCUGGUGGUCCUUACAGUGUACGCAUACUUAUACGGAAGACUAUACCUCUCUUUAAGUGGAUUAGAGAGAGCCAUCAUGAAAUCCGCAAAAGCAAAGGGAGAUACUGCUCUAAAAUCCGUCAUGGCUUCCCAAUCUGUAGUCCAAUUAGGCCUUUUAAUGGCCUUACCCAUGGUUAUGGAAAUCGGACUAGAAAGAGGAUUCAGAACAGCCAUGGGUGACUUCAUCAUCAUGCAACUCCAACUUGCUGCUGUCUUCUUCACCUUCUCUCUCGGCACAAAACUCCACUAUUUCGGUCGAACCAUUUUGCACGGUGGAGCCAAGUACCGAGCCACCGGGCGCGGGUUCGUGGUCAGACACGAGAAGUUUGCUGAAAACUACCGAAUGUAUUCACGGAGCCAUUUUACAAAAGCCAUGGAGUUGUUUAUUUUGCUGGUGGUUUAUCAGGCAUAUGGGGCGGCAGCCACCAGCAGCACUGCCUACUUUUUUCUAACGGUUUCCAUGUGGUUUCUGGUGGUGUCAUGGCUGUUUGCUCCUUUUCUUUUUAAUCCUUCGGGGUUUGAGUGGCAGAAGAUAGUGGAGGAUUGGGAAGAUUGGUCGACAUGGAUUAGUAACCGUGGUGGAAUUGGUGUUCCGGCGAACAAGAGCUGGGAAUCGUGGUGGGAGGAGGAACAGGAGCACCUUCAGUACACCGGUCUGAUUGGACGUCUUAUGGAAGUAAUCCUUUCUCUCAGAUUCUUCUGCUACCAGUACGGGAUUGUUUAUCAACUUAGAGUUAGCCAAAGCGAUAAAAGCAUCAUGAUAUACGGUUUAUCUUGGAUUGUAAUUCUUGCGGUUAUAAUGAUCUUGAAGAUUGUUUCCAUGGGUAGGAAGAAGUUCAGUGCUGAUUUCCAGCUGAUGUUCCGACUCCUGAAGUUGUUCCUGUUUAUUGCAUUGAUGGCCACUCUUAUAGUUCUCUUCCAAUUCCUCGGGCUUACUGUUGGAGACAUUUUCGCAAGCUUACUUGCAUUCAUGCCAACAGGAUGGGCAAUCUUGCAGAUAGCACAAGCAUGCAGACCAGCAGUGAAGGCAUUGGGGAUGUGGGGGUCGGUGAAGGCACUGGGAAGAGGGUAUGAGUAUAUAAUGGGGGUAAUGAUCUUCACUCCCGUGGCAAUACUUGCAUGGUUCCCAAUGGUGUAUGAUUUCCAAACCAGGCUUCUUUUCAACCAAGCCUUCAGCAGAGGUCUACAGAUCCAACGUAUUUUAGCUGGUGGCAAGAAGAACAAAUAGUAGUAGUAGUAGCAGUCAUAGUAUUAGUGGUAGUACUCACUCUCAUUACUCCUUAGUAGCAUAAACACCUAGCAACUAGAUAUAUGUAGAAGUUAGAAUACAUAGCUCAAAUGCUCGAUCAAGUGUAGGUUUCGCUCAAUGGUAUCACUUGUUUUUUCUCCGAUUGCUGUUUGAAUCUUUAACUUCGUCCAUGGAAAAUAGGAGGUCAAUGCUUCGUGCACUUGUAUUAUCAUGCACCGUUUGUUGCUUGGGUUUUAAAGCUGCGUUUGUUUGUUA